GUUAUCCCUUUCCUCCUGCAGCUCACCAGGGUGCCCGUGGAGUCAUGCAGCCAGUACGAAACCUGCAGCGAGUGCCUGGGCUCGGGAGACCCGCACUGCGGAUGGUGCGUCCUKCACAACACCUGCACGAGGAAGGAGCGGUGCGAGCGCUCCAGCGAGCCGCGCAGAUUCGCCUCGGAGAUGAAGCAGUGCGUCCGCCUCACCGUGCACCCCAACAACAUCUCCGUCUCCCAGUACAACGUUCUGCUGGUGCUGGAGACCUACAACGUGCCCGAGCUGUCGGCGGGAGUCAACUGCACCUUCGAGGACCUGUCGGAGAUGGAYGGGCUGGUGGUGGGCAGCCAGAUCCAGUGCAUCUCCCCAGCUGCCAARGAGGUUCCUCAGAUCAUCACAGAGAACGGUGACCAUCACAUUGUCCAGCUUCAGCUCAAGUCCAAGGAAACGGGGAUGACCUUUGCCAGCACCAGCUUCGUCUUCUACAACUGCAGCGUCCACAACUCGUGCCUGUCGUGCGUGGAGAGCCCUUACCGGUGCCACUGGUGCAAGUAUCGCCACGUCUGCACCCACGACCCCAGCUCCUGCUCCUUCCAGGAGGGACGAGUCAAGGUGCCCGAGGACUGUCCCCAGCUGCUGCAGGCCGAGAAGAUCCUGGUGCCCGUGGAGGUGAUCAAACCCAUCACUCUGAAGGCCAAGAACCUGCCCCAGCCACARUCGGGCCAGCGGGGCUAYGAGUGCAUCCUCAGCAUCCAGGGCAACGAGCAGAGAGUGCCGGCUUUGAGGUUCAACAGCUCCAGCGUGCAGUGCCAGAACACCUCGUACUCGUACGAAGGGAUGGAGAUUAACAGCCUGCCAGUGGAGCUGACAGUCGUGUGGAACGGGAAUUUCAACAUUGACAACCCGGCACAGAACAAAGUUCACCUGUACAAGUGCGGGGCCAUGCGGGACAGCUGCGGACUGUGCCUGAAAGCCGACCCCGAUUUCGAGUGUGGCUGGUGCCAGGGACAGAACCAGUGCACACUGAGGCAGCACUGCCCAGCCCAGGACAGCCAAUGGCUGGAAUUGUCCAGCACCAAGGGCAAGUGCACCAACCCCAAGAUCACAGAUAUCAACCCCGUGACGGGCCCUCGUGAGGGAGGGACCAGAGUGACCAUCCGUGGGGAGAACCUGGGGCUGGAAUUCCGGGACAUCGCGUCCCACGUCAAAGUGGCCGGCGUGGAGUGCAAACCACUGGUGGAGGGGUACAUCCCAGCCGAGCAGAUCGUGUGUGAGAUGGGGGAAGCCAAGCCCAGCCAGCACGCUGGAUUUGUGGAAAUCUGUGUGGCCGAGUGCAAGCCAGAGUUCAUGGCCAGGUCUUCACAGCUCUACUACUUCAUGACUCUGACCCUGUCUGACCUGAAGCCCAAGCGAGGACCGGUGUCAGGUGGCACUCAGGUGACAAUCACGGGCAACAACCUCAACGCUGGCAGCAACGUYAUCGUGACCUUUGGGAGACAACCCUGCCUCUUCUACAGGAGAUCCACGAAGCACAUUGUCUGUAACACCACGGCCUCCUAUGAAGGCUUUGAGAAAGUGAAGGUGUCUGUGAGGGUGGACAAAGCCAAGAUCCACCAGGAGCUGCACUAUGAAUAUGUGGAGGAUCCCACCAUCCUGAGGAUCGAGCCUGAGUGGAGCAUCUUCAG
Malurus melanocephalus (red-backed fairy wren) is the source of this 1679-nucleotide messenger RNA. Its product is annotated as plexin-A4-like. The record is from RefSeq and is a predicted model, not a curated record. Gene Ontology annotation, cellular component: semaphorin receptor complex. The transcript has 12 exons. Gene Ontology annotation, molecular function: semaphorin receptor activity. The annotation marks the transcript as partial. Gene Ontology annotation, biological process: regulation of cell shape; regulation of cell migration; negative regulation of cell adhesion. Lineage: Eukaryota; Metazoa; Chordata; Aves; Passeriformes; Maluridae.